Messenger RNA from Serendipita indica DSM 11827, 1356 nucleotides. The record is from the annotation of a GenBank genome assembly. Lineage: Eukaryota; Fungi; Basidiomycota; Agaricomycetes; Sebacinales; Serendipitaceae.
AUGCCGAGGCUUGACCAGCUCCCAGAGGAGCUUUACCAAGCAAUAUUAGAGAGCAUAGACGAUGACAAGGAGAGAAAAUCAGUCGCCAUUGCCCUGAUACGCUCUAUUCCUCGUUCUCCAGUCCCCCGCAGAUUCCUCUACUAUCAAGUCAACCUGUCCACCUCUGAGAACGUCCUAACAUUCUAUCACCAUCUAAGGAGUUGUGGUGGGGUAGCAUCAAAGGAAGCGAGCUGGGUUCACUCCCUUCAUUCCGAGUCGUGGACGGUGGACGCACAGAUUCUUGCAAAUGUUCUCGAGCUUGUCCCAAAUCUCGGACAUCUCUCGAUUCAUGUUGGGGCGACGUUUGCACCGGAACAUGUAGACGACAUCUUUCAGCGUCCACGACCCGCUCUCCGUACACUUAACAUCGUCUUUAAACCAUAUGUACAAGAGGCGACCUACUAUCAGUUCCUCCGAGGUGCAUACUUUGACUCUCUGCUGACACAUAUCGCGUCUUGGCCAGCAGAAUCACAACUCUGCUCUCUUUCGAUUAUUCAAACGAUGCCCCCACAAAUUGAUGCCCCACAACGCUUCGCACAGCCCAUCGUGUUCCACAGCUUGACCACACUCUCUACUCUUGUCCACGCACCGUCGCUCCGUAACUUACAAAUCUUGACGAUUCGAGUUCCUGGACGAGUUAUUACGCCCCUCUGUCAAGCCAGCAGUAUCAGAAACACAUGCUCGAAACAAUCUCGAUUCGGAGAGCACUACAUCUUCCUCUGUCACUACUCCGACUGCCGUUCCCGUGGAGAAAAGGCCAAGAAGGGCCGGCGAGGUGUUUCGACGGCGCCAUUUUCGAUUCGGGAGAAGAAGAUCAAGUCGGCGACGACGGCAAGCAAACUCAACAUUUUAUCGAACCCCACUACGCAGCAGGGUGCCGAACGGGCUAUUGUCCGUCUCCAGAAAGCGCGCAUCUUACCCGCUAUACCGGCGUUGCGCUCGUUAUGCCUGACUUUGCAUCGGGGAGCGACGUUCAAUUUGCAUCAACAGCACUUAUGGCAGGAAGAGUUUUCGAGAGGAUGGAAAGAGGGUUGUCACGUCGUCUUUGGCGCGCGGAAGAGGCUCUAUACGAGUUUGAAGAAUGGCUUGGUUUACCUUUAUCAUGCUGUCCAUCCUGAUGAUCAUGAUGACGAGCCUCGAGAGCAAAGUAUACACGAGGUGGACAUGCCGGAGCUGGAUGGCUUGCAAGCGGUGACGUCUCAAGGUCUAGAGGGUGAAUCGGAUGGACUAAAUGAAUCAAUUGUACCGAUUCUGUGUUUUGGUGCCAUGAAAGGCAGCGAACAUUCAGAGGGAUGUGGGCAUUCGGCUGUAAACUAG